Pelobates cultripes (western spadefoot toad) is the source of this 561-nucleotide messenger RNA. The record is from the annotation of a GenBank genome assembly. Lineage: Eukaryota; Metazoa; Chordata; Amphibia; Anura; Pelobatidae.
AUGGCAACAUCUUCUGUUCUUUCACUCAUUGAGCCAUUGCUAAAUCAGGGCUAUUGCGUAACAACCGACAACUUUUAUCCGUCUACUGAACUUUAUGAGUUUCUUCUGCAAAACAAAACAGAUGCCUAUGGAACCGUUAGGGCUAACCGCCUGGACAUGCCGCCAAUGUUUGGCAAUAAGAAGCUGAAGACUGGAGAAAUGGUUGCCUGGCAAAAAGGCAAAAUGAUGGCACUGCGAUGGCGUGGCAAGAAAGAUGUGUGCCUAAUGAUUCGUAAUACCUCCACUGUUAUGGUACGGACGAAAGGUGGGAAAGAGGUUGGCGUUGUCAACCUGGAAUGCCUGACUGGUCGUCCCUUAUGGACUACAUCCCACCAACCGAGAAAAAGUCAGCACCUACAAGGAUGUGCGUGGUUUGUUGCUCAAAGCGAGAUGACAGUGGGAAAAAAAUCAGAAAGUAAACCAGGUUCCAUUGUCCUGAUUGUGACAUCGGACUUUGUGCAGUCCCAUGUUUCAAAAUUUGUCAUACCCGGGAUGUUUACUAAACCAAUAUGCAGUGUCUAG